UUUUCCCGCACGUCAAUCGGCGAUGUGAGUCAUCAGCGUGAGCCACUCCGACCUGUGGGAAUAAGAUGGCGGGGAAGAAGAACGUUUUGUCGUCUCUUGCGGUUUAUGCGGAGGAUUCAGAGCCUGAAUCUGAUGGCGAGGCUGGAGUCGACGCUGUGGGUGGCGCAGCUGAAGAGAAAGGUGGCUUGGUAUCUGAUGCCUACGGAGAAGAUGACUUCUCUCGACUCGGGGGUGAUGAAGAUGGCUAUGAAGAAGAGGAGGAUGAGAACAGCAAGCAAUCGGAAGAUGACGAUUCAGAGACUGAAAAACCUGAGGCUGAUGACCCAAAGGAUAAUACAGAAGCAGAGAAGCGGGAUCCCCAGGAAUUAGUGGCCUCCUUCUCCGAAAGGGUCCGAAACAUGUCACCUGAUGAAAUCAAGAUCCCUCCAGAGCCACCUGGCAGGUGCUCAAAUCACUUACAAGACAAGAUCCAGAAGCUUUACGAGAGGAAGAUAAAGGAGGGAAUGGAUAUGAACUACAUUAUUCAAAGGAAGAAGGAGUUCCGGAACCCCAGCAUCUAUGAGAAGCUGAUCCAGUUCUGUGCCAUUGAUGAGCUGGGCACCAACUACCCAAAGGAUAUGUUUGACCCCCAUGGCUGGUCUGAAGACUCCUACUAUGAGGCCUUAGCCAAGGCCCAGAAGAUUGAAAUGGACAAAUUAGAAAAGGCCAAGAAGGAGCGAACCAAAAUUGAGUUUGUCACAGGCACCAAGAAAGGCACCACAACCAAUGCCACGGCCACCACCACCACCACAGCCAGCACAGCUGUUGCAGAUGCCCAGAAGAGAAAGAGCAAAUGGGAUUCUGCCAUUCCAGUGACAGCCAUAGCACAGCCCACCAUCCUCACCACCACAGCCACGCUGCCAGCAGUGGUCACUGUCACCACCAGUGCCAGUGGCUCCAAGACCACUGUCAUUUCUGCUGUGGGCACCAUUGUGAAGAAGGCCAAGCAGUGACCAGAGGGCACCCCCAGGAUUUGGCAGGACUGUGCUGCCCAGUGACUGCUGCCCACUGGGAGGUGCCACUCUGUUUCAGGACUAAGAUGUGUUCCCCGCGUGCCUUCCAAAAGGAGCCUCUAUGUGACAUUCCAGCCGGAAGGGCAUUGCAGCAGAGGCAGUGGGGUGCAUCGGACUGUCUGUCCUUAGACCUCUUGGGGUCUCACCCAAUUAAAAGUACUGCAUUCUUAGGUCCCUGCAUGCCAGAUGCACUGGCCUCUCCCAUGCUGUGUUCAGGCAAACAUGACGCUCAAGUGCCCCUCCGUCUCAGUCAGGAUUAUUGCUCAGGGUGAACCAUGGCAUGACAAAAACUGAGAGUCUCAGAGGGGUGGCCCAGGGAGUUAGAGCGUGGUCAUUCCUAGCCUGUGCCCAGGGGCAUGGGCAGGUGGGGGCUCAAGAAGGGGGUCAGACACAGGCUCCUUCCUGAUUUCUGCUUUCCUGACCCGGAAACCAGAUUUUAGCGAUUCUCAGGCAAUAGCAGAGGCCUCUGCUCUCAUGGGUGCAGUUAAGCGCUCCCCACAUUGCUUCUGAUACACACCCAGGCUUUUGAAAUCAGGCCAGUUAACAGAGGGCUGGGAUGUGACUCCCAACCUGCCCAGGACAGGAGCAAGGUUGGGCACCUGGCCAAGGCCACCCCAGUCCCUCAGUGCCCAGUGAGUGUGGCCAGCAGGAUCCACGCAGUGGUGGUGAUGAAUCACCUCCUGCUCUGGCCGGGGCGGCAGCUCAUUGUUUAUGUGAAAGCCUGCUCUUGGGAAGGUUUCUGCCACCCCACCCUUCCUCUGUUGUUAUCUCUGCCCAGCAGCAGCCCCUGGGUAGCACCAGUUGCCACUCUUAGGACCCAAACAGGUUCAUCAGCCCAAGAUGCCAGAGGGGAACGCUUGCCAUUCAUACCCUCUGGCAGCUCUCCUUCCCACACAGCGGAAAGGCUGAGUGUCAGAGGAGGAAACCAGGCUGUGAAGGGUCUUGUUUCAUGGGACCAACAGAGACCGUGGAAGGUGCUUCUGAGUUUGUGGCUGGUAUUUGUUUUGUGAUCCAAGGGCUGACAAACUGCCUGUGAGAUCUCUAAAAUAAAAACGGAGUCACACUC
Myodes glareolus (Bank vole) is the source of this 2118-nucleotide messenger RNA. RefSeq names its product SAP30 binding protein (gene Sap30bp). Lineage: Eukaryota; Metazoa; Chordata; Mammalia; Rodentia; Cricetidae. Gene Ontology annotation, cellular component: nucleus. Gene Ontology annotation, biological process: regulation of DNA-templated transcription. The record is from RefSeq and is a predicted model, not a curated record.